GCUCUUAUCUGUUACAGUGAAAUUCCCGUAGAACCAAACAUUGAAGUCCAGUCUUUAGACAGGAACCAAGAAAUACGUUCGAAGCCACCAAAGUUACUCAUCACCGCAUCUCCUGAGUCUACCAGUAACUCAGCAGAUCAAGUUAGAAGGGUCAGGAACCCAGUCCAGUUCCACAAUUAUAUCCAACAUGUUGACAGUGACCCGGCUGUGUGUGCUGCCAUCAGUCGUUAUAAAUAUUACAAAUACCUGGAGAAGAUCAAUGCUAACCAAUCAGAUGAACCAACCAGUCCAUUGAUCUUUACAAUGCCGGAUCAUGUCGUGCCCCCGCAGUUCAUCACAAUCGUCUCCAUCUCGAACAAGAUUGAAUCCAAACAAGGAAGCCUAGUCACCAUAUUCUCCCUGUGGAACACUAUGAUGGGGACCUCCAUACUCAGCAUUCCAUGGGCCCUUAAAAUGGCUGGUUUUGCCAAUGGUGUUGCCCUCCUGAUCCUCAUGGCUGCCCUCAUGUGUUACUCUGCUUACCGGAUCAUCAGCAUUACACACGGCAUGGAAGCAAAAUUAUCUUUGUCAGAAGGUUUACCUUUGGCUAACUAUGGAUACCUGGACUUCUCUGACGUCUGCCAACACUACCUGGGGAAGUUCGGCCUCUACACUGCUAUCACCUGUUCCCUGAUGUCCCUUGUCGGAGGCAUGAUCGUCUAUUGGAUAUUGAUGAGUAAUUUUCUAUACAACACCGUGUCUUUUUUUGCAAAAACUUCAACAGGCAACGAUUCAGUCCUCUGCCCCACCAGCGACAACACCAACACCAGCAACAUCACCGACCAGCUGUCCGUCAACUUCGAAAGUCUAUAUACACUCGCUAACCCAGACAUCAAUGUCAGACUCUACAACAAAGUAUGGGACCUCACCUCAACGGUUCCGGUCUUCUUGCUUCUUCUUCUCUUUCCUCUGCUCAACUUCAAGUCGCCGACCUUCUUUACCAAAUUCAAUUCCUUAGCUACCAUCUCUGUGACAUACUUAAUGAUAUUCACAGUGGUGAAGGCCACCAAGUGGGGUGUCAAUAUUGAAUUUAAGGACAAAUUUUCUGAACAUUACUCACCAAAUAUCUCCUCAAACCUUGCGGCCCUCACGGGUAUUGCAGCUCUCGCAUAUUUCAUUCACAACUGUGUCCUCUCCAUCUUGAGAUCUCACAAGAAACCAGAAAAUGGGGUACGAGAUCUCACCAUCGCAUUCUUCCUCGUCUGUUUCACGUACAUCUUUAUCGGAGUUGGACUCUACAUUUCAUUUCCACUUCAAAAAUCCUGCAUCCAAGAUAAUAUACUAAACAAUCUUCCGUUAGACGAUAGCCUGGCAUUUGCAGCCCGAGCCUGUAUGUUGCUCCAGAUGGUCGCAGUCUUCCCGUUGCUAAUCUAUGUGUUUCGAGUUCAGUUCUUCCAUGUGGUCUCUGGAAAUAUUUACCCUGGGGUACUCAAAGUGGUCCUUAUGAAUCUACUCAUGUGUGCAAUCAGCAUCCUGUUUGCGUGUUUCCUGCCUAAAAUUGGGAAAGUCAUCGGGUUUGUCGGAGCCUUCUGCGGUUUCUCCUACGCCCUUGGCUUGCCUUUCCUCAUCCAUCUUAUUUCCCUUUAUGAGAAACAUCAACUUACCUGGCACUCGUUCUUCAUCCACACGUUCUUCAUUUUGCUCGGAUUUGCAAAUUUCAUUGCACAGUUUUUUAUCUCCGGACACUGAAGAGGGCAACAAAGAGCAACAACCUCGCCUUCUCUUCUUUCUACCUUCUUUGAGUAUAGUGCGUGCGUGCGUGUGUGUGUACAUAUAUAUAAGAUAAAUAUGUGUAUUCAUAUAUAUAUG
Octopus sinensis (East Asian common octopus) is the source of this 1848-nucleotide messenger RNA. RefSeq names its product sodium-coupled neutral amino acid transporter 9. The coding region runs from base 304 to 1728 and encodes 474 amino acids. Gene Ontology annotation, biological process: amino acid transmembrane transport. The transcript has 16 exons. Gene Ontology annotation, molecular function: amino acid transmembrane transporter activity. The record is from RefSeq and is a predicted model, not a curated record. Lineage: Eukaryota; Metazoa; Mollusca; Cephalopoda; Octopoda; Octopodidae.